Papaver somniferum (opium poppy) is the source of this 1566-nucleotide messenger RNA. Its product is annotated as 5'-adenylylsulfate reductase-like 4. The transcript is spliced from 4 exons. The coding region runs from base 238 to 1209 and encodes 323 amino acids. The record is from RefSeq and is a predicted model, not a curated record. NCBI's taxonomy places the organism in Eukaryota, Viridiplantae, Streptophyta, Magnoliopsida, Ranunculales, Papaveraceae.
UUCUUUUUUCUCCAUCUUCUCCGCUGAGCCCCUCUCUCAUUCUCUUUCUAGAAUUCUCUAAAAUAAUCAUUUUUGAAUCAAUCCAUUACAAGAACCCUUUCCUCUAAAAUGCGCAUGCUCCUCUCUUGAGUCUUCACUUCUUAUCCUUAACCUACUACUCUCUAUCCAAAUCUUCUCUAAAUCUCUUCUUCUUCCAGAUACCUAAUUUUCUAUCCAUAUUUAUUGGUUUUUUCAUAGAUGGCGAAUAGGGUAUCGAGAAAUCUAGGGUUUUUCUGGUUUUUCUGUUAUGGGGUAUUGGUUUUGUGUUGUGAAUCGUCGGUGGGUUCUUUGGAUAAUGAUGUUUGUCCUGUAAUAUCAAUGAAAGAUUCAAUCUUGAAGGCUGCAGAUAUAUGUGUUGACUUCGAUUUCGAUUUUGCUACACAAAUUGAUCUCGUUAUUGAGGGGAAUGAUGUUUCAUUGAAGAAGGCACUUAAUGUUGUUCAGAAGAAUGGUGAUGGCUAUGUAGCUGUACUCUUUUACGCAUCUUGGUGUCCUUUCUCUAGAAGUAUUAGGCCAACAUUUUCUGCCUUGUCUUCCUUGUAUCCGUCCAUCCAGCAUCUUGCAAUUGAAGAAUCUGCUGUCAUGCCAAGCGUACUCUCCAUUUAUGGAGUUCAUGGAUUCCCUACCCUUUUUCUAUUUAAUUCAACCAUGCGGAUGCGGUAUCAUGGUCCACGAUCUCUCAGUUUUCUUGUUGAUCUCUAUUCUCAUGUCACUGGAAUGAAGUCUGUGUUGCUAGAUGAAACAUCUUGGGAGAAACUUGAUGACCCUUCAGUUCUUGUGAAAUUGGAGGACACCAAAGAAGAAAGUUACAGAUUCUCAUGGAUAAAGUCCCCAGAGAAAUUACUUAACGAGGAGAAAUAUCUGGCACUGACCUCUGUUUUUGUCGUACUUAGAUUGGUUUACUUUUUUCUUCCAUCACUACUCGCAUGUGUGUCUACUGCCUGGAGAAGGCUUAUCCUGAACACGAGAAUAGUUAGCUUGUGGGAAUAUCCUUCUACGUUGUUCAGUCAAGCAAUGCAGAUUUUCAGAACUUUGAAAGAGCCUUGUAAGAGGAGAAGCAAUUUGCAGGAGAGGGCAAUACAUGCCAGAACUUGGGCACGUAAAUCCUUUGCUUCUGUUUCCAUCAGUGAUGCUGCUGCAAGCUCGAGUCGUGUGAGUGAAAUCCGAUAGUACGUUCCUGAUCUCUUCCAUAUCCGCAGCAACAAGACUGAUCUGUGUUACCCCGUGAAAGAAAGAACUGGCGACGAGGAUAGAAAGCCUUCCCCAUGCAAAAGCUGCUUUCAUGAAAACAAAAACGAAGAGCGAAUAAAGUUGCCCUAACUGUAAGCAGUGUUCACAAUACCGUGUCCUUUCUUCUGAUAGUGUUGUUCAUAUAUUAAAAGAAAUAGUGAACUCAUAUUUUGCUGAUCAUGCUGCGGCUGUUCAUAUUGUUAACUCAGUGUAUCUCAUAUAUUGUCAGGCAUGAAUUUUUGCUGUUUAAAUUUUUACAAAAAUGAGUUAUGCAUGUCUUGAAAUGUAGAGUCCAAA